AUGGGCCUGCUGGGCAUCAGCCUCCUCGUCGCUUCCGUGGUCUACAUCUGCCUGCGGCCAGAGCCGUUGAUGAACUUUCUGGGCCAGCUCUGGCGAGGCCAGGGCAGGGUCGAGGCGCCGCUUGCAACGUCUCAGAACGGAGCUGCUGCACAGGCAGACGCAGCUAAGAAACUUGCCAGCAAUGGCCAACCUACGCACUCGGCCGCCGGCAAGGCAGACGCCGACCGUGCCGCAAUGCCCCCUCCACCGCCGGUGAUACAACGAGUGCCGGCGCCGGAUAUCUCCACGACGGGCCCCGACGAAGAGGAGGGAGAGGAGCAGACGACACCCAAGGCCGCCGCCACCGAGCCAGCUUCUUCCGUGCCGACCUUCUCCCUCACCUCCGACGACCAAGAUGAACCAGACCACGACGACGUCCCGUCCAACCCACCCAUGUUCCCAGCCGCCAACUCGGCGCAGCGCGCCCGAGGCCCCGUCACCGGCACCGGCACCGCUGCCACCUCCACCACGAUGCCACCGCCGCCUCCUCCUCCCUCACUCUCCACGCCAAAUGCUAUGGCCCCUCCUCCCCGACCAACCCCAGCCGCCCUCUCACCAAACGCCAUGCCGCCCAAACUCUCCCCGCUCCCGAACCGCAACCUCCCCCUCCCCAACCGCGGCCCUCUCGCAACCCAACAACAAGCCCGCGGCGGCGGCGGGGGUGGUUCCUCGCUCGCCCUCCCGCCAACGCACACCACCAAGCCCGCCUCCAAGAAGGUCCAGCUCACGCCCGGCCACUCCCCGCUGGACUGGGCCCGCCUCUCCUCCUCCCCGACCUCGGACCUGCGCAACCUGCCCGCCUCGACGCCCUACCUGCGCGUCACGCCCUCGGUGCUCAGGGCCAUGAACGGCCGCAAGGGCAGGGACGCCUGGACCGCGCUCGGCGGCCGCGUGUACAACAUCACGCCCUACGUGCCCUUCCACCCGGGCGGCGCGGGCGAGCUGCUCCGGUGCGCCGGCAAGGACGGCAACAAGCUCUUCGGCGAGGUGCACCCCUGGGUCAACUACGAGACCAUGCUGGCGGCCUGCCUCGUGGGCAUCCUGGUCGAGGAAGGCGAUACUGGUGCCUCGCAGAUGGACGAGAUGGACUGA
Messenger RNA from Thyridium curvatum, 1131 nucleotides. RefSeq lists its product as uncharacterized. Gene Ontology annotation, molecular function: heme binding. The transcript has a single exon. NCBI's taxonomy places the organism in Eukaryota, Fungi, Ascomycota, Sordariomycetes, Thyridiales, Thyridiaceae. The coding region runs from base 1 to 1131 and encodes 376 amino acids. The record is from RefSeq and is a predicted model, not a curated record.